AGGGAGAGAAGCAACACAAUGGGUGAAUCUUUCCCAAUGAAGAGUGGUGAUGAUUCUCACAGUUACUCCAAAAAUUCCCUCUAUCAGAAACUAGCAUCCGACACAGUGAAGGAAAUGAUCCAAGAAUCAGUGAUCAAGUAUCUAGACACAGACAAAGUGGCGCCAUCAAUCGCCAUAGCCGAUUUCGGUUGCUCCAUCGGUCCAAACACAUUCCUCGCAGUUCAAAAUCUAAUCCAACCUCUCCAAACCAAAAACCUCGAAUUCCAAGUAUUCUUCAACGAUCACUCGAGCAACGACUUCAACACCCUCCUAACCUCCCUCCCGCCGGAGCGGCCCUACCACGCAGCAGCCGUGGGAGGCUCCUUCUACGGCCGCCUCUUCCCCCGCAACUCCCUCACCAUCGCCUACUCCUCCCAGUCCCUCCACUGGCUCUCCAAGCCCCCUCAGGGGGUCAACAACGAGGCCGGGAUCCACGGCUCUGGCGCCCCAGAGCCCGUGGCCACAGCCUACUCGGCCCAAUUUGCGGCCGAUUUAGGAUGCUUCUUGGCCGCCAGAGCCGAGGAGAUUGUGAGCGGUGGGAUUAUGUUCCUUGUCAUGCCGGCAACUCCUGACGGCUUGUCCCAGACCGAGCUCAGCGCCCUUUUCGAUUUCUACGGCUACAGUCUCACAGACUUAGCUGAGAAGGGGGUUGUGGAGAAGAGAAGGAUAGAGGAGUUCAACUUGCCGAUCCAUAUCCCGAGGCUAGGGGAGAUGAGGGAAGUGAUAGAAAUGAAUGGGAGUUUUAGGAUUGAGAGAAUGGAGCUGACGAACCCUAAGUCGAAGGUGGCGGGACCGCUUGAUGCUGCGAAUGUGUUGACUCACAUGAGAUCGGCCAUGGAGGGAGUUUUCGUGGCUCAUUUUGGAGCUUCCGUGGCCGAUCAAAUGUUCGACAACGUUGUGCCGAUGACUCCACGGAUCGCAGACUGCUUCAAGGCUCUACAUCAUAUUUCUAAUCAACUGUUUGUGGUGCUUACCCGAAAAUAAGUAAUACCACUAGGUAGUUCUUUGUCAUCUUGUUAUGAUUUCAGCAUGAAUAAUAUUUUGUGACAUGCUAUUUAAUGUCUCAUUUUGA
This is a messenger RNA of Salvia hispanica, 1111 nucleotides long. NCBI's taxonomy places the organism in Eukaryota, Viridiplantae, Streptophyta, Magnoliopsida, Lamiales, Lamiaceae. The record is from RefSeq and is a predicted model, not a curated record.